Messenger RNA from Populus trichocarpa (black cottonwood), 1345 nucleotides. Its product is annotated as haloacid dehalogenase-like hydrolase domain-containing protein At4g39970. Gene Ontology annotation, molecular function: hydrolase activity. NCBI's taxonomy places the organism in Eukaryota, Viridiplantae, Streptophyta, Magnoliopsida, Malpighiales, Salicaceae. The coding region runs from base 136 to 1119 and encodes 327 amino acids. The transcript is spliced from 11 exons. The record is from RefSeq and is a predicted model, not a curated record.
ACAGCCACACGAAAAAAACGAGAAAAAAGAAGCCAAAGCCUCCCAGACCGCCACUUUCACAUCCCAAGAAAACAAACACCUUCCUCCACACACACAGACACAGAGACGGACCAGUGAGCCAGUCACUCGCUGCUCAUGGCUUCUUCUCUGCUAAUCUCUCACUCCAACUUCCUCUCUUUCUCUCAAUCCCCUACUCUCUUCCCUUUCCACCUCAAAACUACCGCUAUAAAACAACGACAGCGACAACAUUACUCUCCUCCUUCUCGUCACCUCAACAUCGUCUCUUCUUCUGCCGCUUCAGCUUCUCUUGAAGCUCUAAUAUUUGACUGCGAUGGAGUUAUUUUAGAAUCUGAACACCUCCAUCGCCAAGCUUAUAAUGACGCUUUUGCUCACUUCAAUGUUAUCUGCUCUUCUUCUCUCCCUCUCAAUUGGUCUCCCGAUUUCUAUGAUGUGCUCCAGAAUCGUAUCGGUGGUGGCAAACCUAAGAUGCGAUGGUAUUUUAAGGAGCAUGGAUGGCCGUCUUCCAACCUAUUUGAGAAGCCACCGGAGGAUGAUGAGAGCCGUGCUAAGCUGAUUGAUACUCUUCAGGAUUGGAAAACUGAAAGGUACAAAGAAAUAAUCAAAUCUGGAACUGUGGAGCCCAGGCCUGGGGUUUUGAGGUUGAUGGAUGAGGCUAAGGCUGCUGGAAAAAAGCUGGCUGUUUGCUCUGCAGCAACUAAAAGUUCAGUUAUACUCUGUCUUGAGAACCUUAUAGGAAUGGAGCGGUUUCAAGGCCUUGAUUGCUUUCUUGCAGGUGAUGAUGUCAAGGAAAAGAAGCCAGAUCCAUCAAUUUAUGUGACAGCUUCCAAGAUGCUUGGUGUGUCGGAGAGGGAUUGUUUGGUGGUGGAGGAUAGUGUCAUUGGUCUACAGGCGGCAACAACAGCUGGAAUGUCAUGUGUUAUCACUUACACCCCUUCAACAGCUGAUCAGGAUUUCAAAGAUGCUAUAGCAAUUUACCCUGAUUUGAGUAAUGUGAGUAUUUGGUUCUCAUCAACUGUGCAGAUUAAAAGACUUAGAGUUGUUGCUUCAAAAUGUUGUUGCUGCCAGCUAGCUAGGAAAUUCAGCAUUUUGCUUGAUUGAAAUAUUCAGAACCCGUAGAGUUUACACAAAGCGUUGGCUGUAUACCGCAAAUCACUAUUCAAAAGGUUCCUAUCAACCAUUGUAUUGUAUUUUCGUUCAGAUCAUCCCUUUGGUCUAUUCCAAAACAGUGUAUGAUGGUAGGAAAUAAUCGUAACAUCAACAAAUAGUCGAGUAUUUAAGUAUUCAUUCACAUCAAUUAUAAAGAUGAAAGGAAAUUUGAUUGCAA